This is a messenger RNA of Alternaria postmessia, 549 nucleotides long. RefSeq lists its product as uncharacterized. The record is from RefSeq and is a predicted model, not a curated record. The transcript has 2 exons. Bases 1 to 549 code for a protein of 182 amino acids. Lineage: Eukaryota; Fungi; Ascomycota; Dothideomycetes; Pleosporales; Pleosporaceae.
AUGCCAGGUAUCUUUGCAGAACUCGAACUUCUGCGCUAUACACGACAAGUCAGUUCCAAAAUAGUAGACGUAGAAUCCAAAAUUUUUGCGCUAGACUUUGAAUCUGUUGGCACGGAAGGCUUGAGUCGAGAGGAACUUGAGAAGCGGCAUGAGGAGAAACGUAAUACUUGGCUGGACAUGACAUACCUCAGAAACUCUCUGAUCACAACAAACGUCCAGAACGAGAAGAUGUCAAAGCACGCUGUCGAUGUGGGCAAGGAAUUCUAUGAUCCUGUCGGACAUCGUACUGACUCACGUCGAUUCAGUGAGUCGGAGAUCAAGUUAGCAGCAAGAAGCGAAACUAGCGACACUCUGGUUGUCGAUCAGAUAUGUUCGUCGCCCAUUGAGUACACACAGCCGGGUGACAGCGACACUAUAUUCUCUCAGCGCAUGCGACAGGUGGGAAAGAAGAUCGAGCUCAGGCUGAACACGAUUUGCGAAGAGUACGACGCGAAAAUCAGGGACUGUACUAUGCGCGUGGAUGGUAUGGCCAUGGCCACACAAUGGUAA